Molecule: messenger RNA, 2823 nt
Organism: Penicillium waksmanii
Lineage: Eukaryota; Fungi; Ascomycota; Eurotiomycetes; Eurotiales; Aspergillaceae
Gene: farA
Product: CeGAL family transcription factor
Exons: 5
Coding region: 1-2823 (940 amino acids)
Biological process (GO): regulation of DNA-templated transcription; DNA-templated transcription
Molecular function (GO): DNA-binding transcription factor activity, RNA polymerase II-specific; zinc ion binding; DNA binding
Source: RefSeq, a predicted model, not a curated record
AUGGAUUCUACGAUUGACCCUCAAGAUACCAACUCGGUCACCCACCCCAGUCCGGCUCCCAGCGCUGCCGGUUCAACUGGAACCUCCGGCAUCACAGUGCGCGGCGGGCCCCAAGGCCAAGGCGUCAGUUUCAGAAGACAACGUGCAUCACGCGCGUGCGAGGUCCGAUGCGACGCCGCUAGCCUAGGCGUUCCCUGCACAAACUGCGUCGCCUUUUCCAUCGAAUGCAAAAUUCCUUCUCCCAAACGCAAGAAGAACUCCUCCAAAUCCAAAGACGACGGUCGCUACGCUGACAGUCCGCCCCAUACUGCUUCCUCCCUCGUCGACGCUGCUGUCGCCCACUUCCGACCCGACAACGCCGAUGACCCUGCUGGCGAGCGCUCCUCAGAAGAUCCUCGUGGGCAAUCAAGCUCCGAUGAAAAGGAUGAUGCCUUUGGAUACCGGAAGAGCCGCAUGGCCGUUGACGGAAUGCCCAUUACCUCCCUCACCGAUGCCGAGGCGGCCCAGCAGACAACAGAAGACAACACCUAUGCUCAAUUCAUGAAGCCCAAGUUUGCCCGCGCUCCGAUCAAAGAGGCCGGUCGCGUGGCCUAUCUCGGUGAAUCGUCAAAUCUAUCGCUUCUCGUCCAGGACCGCCAUGGAACUACAGACGUUGUGCACUACCCACUCCCGCCGAACAUCAGAGGAUCUCGAGCCCGCUUGACCGAUCUGGAUAAUCUGGAAAUCGAUAUCCUCCACCAACGUGGUGCAUUCCUACUACCACCAAAGCCGCUCUGUGAUGAACUCGUCGACGCUUACUUUAAGUGGGUUGCCCCGGUGGUUCCCAUCAUCAAUCGCAGUCGGUUCAUGCGUCACUAUCGUGAUCCCAAGAACCCACCGUCCUUACUUUUGCUGCAAGCCAUCUUGCUGGCCGGAUCCCGUGUCUGCACCAACCCGCAACUGAUGGACGCGAACGGAUCGACGACUCCCGCGGCAAUGACCUUCUACAAACGGGCUAAAGCCUUAUACGAUGCCAAUUAUGAGGAUGACCGUGUCACCAUCGUGCAGGCGUUGGUAUUGCUAGGCUGGUAUUGGGAAGGGCCGGAGGAUGUUACCAAGAACGUAUUCUACUGGACUCGCGUGGCGAUGGUUGUUGCACAAGGCUCGGGUAUGCACCGUAGCGUGGAAUCAUCACAGCUCAACAAACCCGACAAGAGGCUCUGGAAACGGAUUUGGUGGACACUCUUUACUCGGGACCGCUCAGUGGCUGUUGCGUUGGGUCGACCGAUUGGGAUCAACACAGACGACUCAGAUGUUCCGAUGGUCACCGAGGACGACUUCAUUGAGGACGAACUUGACACUCCAGCCGAAUACCCAGCCGAUCCAGUGCAUGUGCAGUUCUUUUUGCAAUACGUCAAGCUGUGUGAGAUCAUGGGGCUGGUUCUAUCCCAACAGUACUCCGUGGCUUCCAAGUCCCGCCGUAUGAACGCGAUGGACCUCACCCACUCGGAUAUGGCUCUGGCCGAUUGGCUUCAGAACUGCCCGAAGGAGGUGUGCUGGCAACGAUCUCGACACCACUUCUGGGCCGCACUUCUUCACUCCAACUACUACACCACACUGUGUCUUCUCCACAGAGCUCACAUGCCUCCGGCUUCCUCCGCGCCGAAUAGCUACCGGGUUGAGGAGAUGGCUUACCCGUCCAGGACAAUUGCCUUCCAGGCUGCAGGCAUGAUGACAUCGAUCGUCGAGAAUUUACAGGCUCACAAUGAACUCCGCUUCACGCCUGCAUUUAUCGUCUACAGUCUCUUCUCCGCUCUGAUCAUGCACGUGUACCAGAUGCGGUCAUCCGUCCCAUCUAUUGUGGCAACUUGCCAGGAAAGAAUUCACGUGUGUAUGUCUGCUUUGAAGGAUGUAUCUAAAGUUUGGCUUGUGGCAAAGAUGGUUCACACACUGUUCGACUCUAUCCUUGGGAACAAGGUUCUUGAGGAACGACUACAGAAGGCCGCUGGCCGGAGACAUCACCGUCGACCACACGAAAACAACAACAACACAGGCCAAGCUAAGAAGCCCGAUCCGCCAAAGCGCAAGUUCGACGACAUGGAUCUACCAUUACCCAAUGGUGGGCCUACGCCUCCUGUCUCCUAUGAACGCUCUCGACCGCAGACCCCCGCGGUCACGCCUUCGCGGGAAAUCCAUCAGCCUCUGGGCCAUCAAUCACCCAAUGCCCACCGUGGACCUCAAGAUCCCAUCUCCGGACCUUCCAACUCGCGCAGCAACACUCGCCCAACGACUCCCUUCAACGCUCAGUUCUCUCUGCCUGCUACGCCCCCUGACUUCUUCCUCGUGACCCGUACCUCACCGAACCUCUCGCCCUCGCUCUGGGAGAACUUCCAGCCCGACCAGCUGUUCCCUGAUGGUACCGCCAUCUUCCCCGAGUUGACCUCUCCCCCUCCAGCCACGGUGGACCCAGCGCUUCAAAUGCCGGCAAAUCUGCAACCGCCGAAUAUGGGCCCGCGGCCUAUGAUGGGUGCACACCCGCAACAGAUGCCUGGCGGCCGCAGCAUGUCUGUUUCCCAGGGUAGCCCGCAGAUGAUGUCAGGUGUGCCAGGUGGCAUGGGGAUGCAGGCAUCCCAAGGUCCGCAGGUGUUUGGCAUGGAGGGUCAAACGUGGCCAAUGCAAGGCCUGGACGGGACAAUGAGCGGAGCGGCGCUGGACGCUGCCAGCCAGGAUGAUAAUUGGAGUAGCAGUUCGCGCAGUGGACCUACUGCGCCGACGACCUUGAACGUGGAAGACUGGUUUCAAUUCUUCGGUAUUAACGGCGGCUUUGGCGAUCUGGCUGCCUGA